AGAAUUUCAAUUUCUGGCUUUACUUAAUCGAAAAGUUAGAUCAGUAAAAAAAAAAAAAUACAGUGAGAAAAGUGUUUCUGAUUUCUGAAAGACCUUUUCAUAUUCAACGAACCUUAAACUGGAGAGAAUGUUAAAAAGAUUCAAAAGAGACAUGAGAUCACGAGACCGAGAACAUAUAUUUGUCUUCUUCUUCUCUGCCUCUGGUUCAUCUGUACGAGCCAGAAAUUGGGUUUAGCGACCACCCAUAAACGCUAAAGAUAGAUAAACGCGAGACUAUCUGCAUCAGAGACACUAAUAAGAGAGAGAGAGAGAGAGAGAGAGAGAGAGAAAGCGUUCUUUUAUUGUCUUUUCUUUCUUCAUCUCGGUAGUCGGUACGGCCUCAUCUUAUCUUUCACCGUAGAAGUAGAAAAAAUAGAAAAUGCAAAACUCCGAAGAAUCGCGUCUUGCUGGAAAAAUGGAUUCCGACUCCGAUGACGACGCUCGCUUUGAAAAAUCUAUGCAGGAACUGAGGGAUUUGCGCUCUCAGCUUCACUACGCUGCCGAUUACUGCGAAAAGGCGUUCCUGAAUGCGAAACAGAGGAAAAAGGUGAUUGAGAACACAAAGGAGUACAUAUGCAAGGCCGUGGUUACUGUUGUUGAUCAUCUUGGAAGUAUCUCCACAAAUCUUGAAUGUCAGAUUUCUAAGAACAAUGAGGUUCCAGAAUCAGAGCUUCGGAUUGACUGUUUGAAACAGAGGCUUUUAGUUUGCGAUCAAUACACUCACAAGCUGGCUCUUACUGAAGUACGCUGGAGUAAAAAUCUCCCAGUGCAUCACCCGCGUUACAUUGCACCACCAACUCCAACUCUUGAUAAAACAAACAGUGAGCUCAGGUACAAGCGUGGCACAGUGGAAGAAGUGCCACUUUUCUUAUACACAUAUGCACAUAAGCUGCCAGUAGAUAAGGAUUUUACAUCUAGUAAUGGUGAUAAGAAGCAUGGAUAUAAAUUCUCCAAAUUAUUGCCUGUUCGUGAUGACUCAUCCAUGCCAGUUAAAAUUCGAAAUCUCUCUUUUCAUUUCCAGGAAUGUAGGAUGAAGAUUGUUGUAGUGACAUGGACAGUUUACCUUGGAUGUAGGCUCUUCUGAAAUCCAGAGGAAUAAACAGGAUGACCAUAAGAUUGGACGCAAUGAGAAAACCAGGAAACUAGUGCAAAGUAAUGACAUCAAGUCACUUAUUAGGCGGAGUAAACAUACUG
This is a messenger RNA of Nelumbo nucifera (sacred lotus), 1233 nucleotides long. RefSeq names its product putative protein ABIL5. The record is from RefSeq and is a predicted model, not a curated record. NCBI's taxonomy places the organism in Eukaryota, Viridiplantae, Streptophyta, Magnoliopsida, Proteales, Nelumbonaceae.